Messenger RNA from Xenia sp. Carnegie-2017, 458 nucleotides. Its product is annotated as brefeldin A-inhibited guanine nucleotide-exchange protein 2-like. The coding region runs from base 213 to 458 and encodes 81 amino acids. NCBI's taxonomy places the organism in Eukaryota, Metazoa, Cnidaria, Anthozoa, Malacalcyonacea, Xeniidae. The record is from RefSeq and is a predicted model, not a curated record. The transcript is spliced from 4 exons.
UCCGUUUCUUGCCGCGUUCAGCUUCAAUCUACAAGACAACGACGAUUCUUCUGUUGCUUUAUUUUGUCUUGAUGGAAUCCGCUGUGCAAUAAGAAUAUCUUGCAUAUUCAGCAUGCCUUUGGAAAGAAAUGCUUUCGUACAAGCUCUAUCCAGGUUCACUUUAAUUACUGCGACCAGUGGCACGCAUAUUCAUGAAAUGAAAAACGAAGAACAUGGAGACGAUCAAGACACUUCUUACCAUCGCUCAAACGGAUGGUAAUUACAUCGGGAAGUCUUGGCUCGAGAUACUGAAAUGCAUUUCCCAACUUGAAUUGGCUCAACUUAUCGGUACUGGUGUGAAAACGCGAUACCUUCACACGGCGUCCAGCGGUGUUACUAAUUCACCCACAGCAUUCAUCGCAAACAACAAGACACCUUAUGAUAUAACCUCAGGUCGGAUGCCUGUUGCCGCUGACUGA